AUGGCGACUAGUAAAAAAACUAUGGAACAAUCACCACCAUCGACGAAUCCCACUCCUAAACGGUUAUGUGCUGGUAUUGAUUUAAAACAAGCGUUUGUCCAGAUGUUGUUAAAUGAUGAAUCAUUGCAGUCAGCUGUUGCUGAUGUCGUUCAGAAAAACGAUAACCCAAUUACAGUAGCUGCUGAGAAAAUCGUUGAUGUUAUGUUUGACUCCCUUUUAAAACAUUUAUGCGAUCAGGUUGAAUUGUUAGAAAGCCGUACUAUUAAACUCGAACAAAAAACACUUGAUUUGGAGCGGUACAAUCGAUCAUUUAACUUGCGAUUUUAUGGGUUUGAAGAGAGAGGAACAAAUGAUAACAUCGAGAAACGUGUGUCCGAAUUUUUAACAAAAAAUCUUGAAAUUAAAAUUCAUCAUCCAGUUAUUGAAAAUUGUCAUCGGGUUGAUGUUAAACGUGCUGGUAAACUCCGUCUUAUCAUCGUUCGUUUCCAUUUGCGCCCUUUUCGUCAGUUGAUUUUGACAUCGUUAACUAAAUUGAAAGGACAAGAAUUAGGGAUAAUCGUGAUUGAAGAUUUAACAAAACAAAUGUUAAACUUGUAUUACAAAACGCGUGAUGGUCUUGAUGAUACUGAAAAACAAAAAGUAGUCACACGACAAGGUCGAGUUUAUAUUAGAAAUGCAGAUAAAUCUUUAACAUUAGUUAAAGAUCAUUAA
Messenger RNA from Didymodactylos carnosus, 711 nucleotides. NCBI's taxonomy places the organism in Eukaryota, Metazoa, Rotifera, Eurotatoria, Philodinida, Philodinidae. The record is from the annotation of a GenBank genome assembly.